Trichomonas vaginalis G3 is the source of this 1357-nucleotide messenger RNA. RefSeq names its product protein of unknown function, DUF4106 family. The transcript has a single exon. The annotation marks the transcript as partial. The record is from RefSeq and is a predicted model, not a curated record. Lineage: Eukaryota; Parabasalia; Trichomonadida; Trichomonadidae.
AUGGAACAAGAUGUCAUAAAUUUGAAAAACCAUACUACUCAAUAUAAAGUACUGAAAGAUGAAGAAAUAAAACAAAAAGCCCUGAAGACAUAUAUGGAUAGCGAUGAGUAUAAAAAAGAAGUUGAAGCAAAUGUAAAGGCAGAAAAACUUUUACAGUUGCAAAACCAAACCGUACAGUAUGAAAACUUAGCACAAGAAAGUAAAAAUAACGACGCAGCCAUGCAAAAGGCAAUGAAAAGCGCAGAAUAUAUAAAAGCUAACAAUGACUGGUUAGAUGCCCAAGCCAACGCUAAAGCAGCCCAACUCAUAGGGUCAAUAAGGACAAAAAUACAAGCGGAUGAAGACAGUUCAAAUGAAGCUUUAACGAAUGCUGACUUUAAGAACGCCUUCGAAGCUCUUCAUAGUAAGGUGAAACUAGUGAACGACUUCUCAUCUGGAAAGAAACUGAAGUCUGAAGGUUUCGACAAAGAGUUAAAAGAAGUAGCACAAAAUAUGACGAAAAUAACAGAUGCAGCAACGAGACAGGCAGUUCAAAGUGCCUAUGACGCCGUUAGAGCAACUGUUGUGAAAAGUCAAGAAAAAGAGUUACAACAGACCAAAACAGACCUAGUAAAUGCUUUCUUAAAAACGAAAAGUCAGGUAGGACAUUACGCUGCAGAUGGAACAUAUGUGCCAGCUGGUGGAACUUAUAUACCAGCUGGUGGAACUUAUAUACUAGCUGGUGGAACUUAUAUACCACCAAACCCUCCAAGAGAAGCACCUGCACCAGGACUACCUAAAACAUUUACAUCGUCACAUGGACAUAGACACAGGCAUGCACCAAAACCAACACAACAACCAGCACAACAACCACCUCCACAACCAGCACAACAACCAACAGUUCAAAACCCUGCACAGCAACCAACAGUUCAAAACCCUGCACAGCAACAACAACAACCAGCACAACAACAACCACAAACAGAGCAAGGACAUAAAAGAAGUAGAGAACAAGGAAACCAAGAAUUCUUAAAAAUGCUUAAAGAAGAGUGUGGUUUCCCAGAUACUGUUGACUUUAGUGACAGAUAUAAAGAAGCUAUUAGAAAGUUCAAGGAAGGAAAUACUGACCCGAACCUAUUUAGCUUUAUGACUCAGCACCAAAUGGGAUAUAAUUUCAAACCUGGAAAAUACAAGCUCGCUAAGAGAUAUGAUUUAAUAGCAUAUCAUCCAAAUGACAUGAACGAAUUUACUCCGAGAUAUUUGAUGUCAGAGCUAAAUGACAAUUCAACUUUCGUCAUGAAACGCGUAAAAAAUAGAGACGGAACGAAAGAACAAAGGCUUAUGAAUGCGGAUGACGUAGAUAGGGAAAUUGUUGAAAACG